GAUUUUUUUUCUUCUUUCUCAAUAUAUCAUCAUGGGUAGUCGUAAGUUUCUUCAUGUGUUUUGCUUUGUUUUGUUGGCUGUUGGCAUUUGUUCUGCUGGCAGAACCCUAAUUGCCAAGGAAGAAGAGGAUGUUUCCGCCCACAUUCAUACUUCACUCACUGGUUAUGAAGGUGUUGUGGCUGGCGGACACGGUGGCGGUGGAGGCUCCGGUGGUGGCAGCGGAUACGUAGGUUCUAGUGGUUAUGCAGGUGGAGAAGGAAGUGGAGGCGGAAGCGGCGGCGGAUAUGGAGGUGCUGGUGAACAUGGUGGUGCUGGUGGUGGUGGAGCUGGUGGAGGAAGUGGUGGCGGAGGCGGUUAUGCAGGUGCUGGUGGACAUGCCGGUGGAUAUGGAGGUGGGGCAGGUGAAGGUGCUGGAGGUGGAUAUGGAGGUGGAGCUGGCGGACAUGGCGGUGGUGGAGGUGGUGGUGGAGGAGGUGGAGGUGGCGGUUCUGGCGCCGGUGGGGCACAUGGAGGUGGAUAUGGUGGAGGCGAAGGAGGUGGUGCUGGUGGUGGAUAUGGUGCUGGUGGAGAACAUGGUGGUGCAUACGGAGGUGGUGGUGGGCACGGUGGAGGAGGCGGUGGUGGUUCCGCUGGAGGAGCCGCAGGGGGUGGCUACGGAAGUGGAGGAGGAGCCGGUGGUGGUGCAGGUGGAGCUCACGGUGGAGCAUAUGGCGGUGGUGAAGGAGGUGGUUCGGGUGGUGGUGGAGGCUAUGCCGCUGGAGGUGAACAUGCUGGUGGAUAUGGCGGAGGAGCCGGCGGCGGCGAAGGCGGUGGGCAUGGUGGCUAUGCUCCUUGAAUGCGGAUGGAAUCAUAUGAUAUUCCCCUUCCACAAAUUAUAAAUAUGUAUUUUUCCCAAGUAUUUUGAGAAUGAUUUCUUGAAUACGUUUAAGCUGCUACUAAGGGCUAGGAAGAUGCCUAGCUAAAAUUAUGUAGUUUGCAUGCAAUCAAACGUCAAAAAUUGUGUAAUGCAUGCAAACAGCGGUCGAGAAUCGCAUUAUUAUUGUGUGCUGUUUUUUUCAAUUAAUCAAAUCUUCAAAUUAUUGUAAUAUAAUUGGUCCAAUGGCUUUAUUUUGACCUCUCCCUAUAGGUUGCAUGCAUGCACAAUCGCACCAAUGAAAGCCCUUUGUUCAACCAGCACGAAGAAAAUGAAUUAAUAUUUCCCGCCCAAAGAAUAUGGCAGCAGUCAAGUUGCUUAUUAGUUGAGCUUCAUAUUGUAUGUAUACUUGCAUUAUAGGUGAUUAGAG
Oldenlandia corymbosa var. corymbosa is the source of this 1283-nucleotide messenger RNA. NCBI's taxonomy places the organism in Eukaryota, Viridiplantae, Streptophyta, Magnoliopsida, Gentianales, Rubiaceae. The record is from the annotation of a GenBank genome assembly.